GAGAAGUGGCCUUCCAGGCACGGGGCUGAGUGCAAACGGGGAGAAACAGCCCGCCUCAGUUCAGGUUAGGCACACGCGAAGGGCAGCCCCGAGCACCUUCCCAGAAGCCCCUGCGCCGCCUGGGUCCUGACGGGCCGUCUGCUCUUCCGCCGCACGUGUCUUCAGAGCGAUGCCCAAAUCCAAGCGAGACAAGAAAGUUUCCUUGACAAAAACUGCCAAGAAAGGCUUGGAACUGAAACAGAACCUGAUAGAAGAGCUUCGGAAAUGUGUGGACACCUACAAGUACCUCUUCAUCUUCUCUGUGGCCAACAUGAGGAACAGCAAGCUGAAGGACAUCCGCAAUGCCUGGAAGCACAGCCGGAUGUUCUUUGGCAAAAACAAGGUGAUGAUGGUGGCCCUAGGUAGAAGCCCAUCUGACGAGUACAAAGACAACCUGCAUCAGGUCAGCAAGAAGUUGAGAGGUGAAGUUGGGCUCCUUUUUACCAAUCGCACGAAGGAGGAGGUGAAUGAGUGGUUCACAAAGUAUACAGAAAUGGAUUUUGCUCGAGCUGGGAAUAAAGCAACUUUAACCGUGAGCCUGGAUCCAGGACCCCUGAAGCAGUUCCCUCAUUCCAUGGAGCCACAGCUGAGGCAGCUGGGCCUGCCCACUGCCCUCAAGAAAGGUGUGGUGACCCUGCUCUCUGACUAUGAAGUGUGCAAGGAGGGCGAUGUGCUGACCCCGGAGCAGGCCCGUGUCUUGAAGCUUUUUGGGUAUGAGAUGGCUGAAUUCAAAGUGACCAUCAAAUACAUGUGGGAUUCCCAGUCAGGAAGGUUCCAGCAGAUGGAUGAUGACCUGCCUGAGAGCGCACCUGAGUCUGAGGGAGACUCUGAGGAAGAGGAUGACAGCUGACUCUAGGACAUGGGACUAAGGCUUUCCAGCAAGUUCUGCCCCUCCAGUGAAAGACCAGGACUGCUGUCAUCCCUCUGAAGACAGCAGCUAUUUAUUUUGCUAUGGAUAAAGACAAUGGAGGAUGCUGGGGCAGGACUUUGUUUCUACAAUGAAUAAAGUUUGGUCCACAGGGUUUUCCCUGUAGACAUCAAGAGACUUUUUCUAG
Messenger RNA from Phodopus roborovskii (desert hamster), 1094 nucleotides. It is a transcript of the gene Mrto4, whose product is annotated as MRT4 homolog, ribosome maturation factor. The transcript has 8 exons. Gene Ontology annotation, cellular component: preribosome, large subunit precursor; nucleolus. The coding region runs from base 170 to 889 and encodes 239 amino acids. Gene Ontology annotation, biological process: nuclear-transcribed mRNA catabolic process; rRNA processing; ribosomal large subunit biogenesis. Lineage: Eukaryota; Metazoa; Chordata; Mammalia; Rodentia; Cricetidae. The record is from RefSeq and is a predicted model, not a curated record. Gene Ontology annotation, molecular function: RNA binding.